AUGCUAUUCUCUUUGCUUUUUAUUUCCUGGUUUUUACAGAUGCCAACUCUCAUAUGGAUCAUUGCAACCCCUUCCUGCCUAAAUGAAACAAAAUACCAUUUAUACUAUAAUGGGACUGUGAUAAUUGGUGCAUUUUUCCCUAUUUAUCAAUUAUACCUAGAGAUGAACUCAGACUGGAAAACAUCUUUUGACACAGAAUAUGAUUUAAUGAUCCAAGGACAAAACUACCAGCUUGUUUUGGCCAUGUUAUUUGCCAUCAAUGAGAUCAACAGGAACUCACAUAUUUUGCCAAACAUCUCUCUGGGGCUUGAGAUUUAUAAUCUGCCAUUUUAUGAAAGGAAUGUUCUGAGGAGUGUAUUCAAUUGGCUCACAGGCUUGGGCACCUACAUCCCUAAUUACAGCUGUAGAGAAGAGAGCAAAUCAGCCGCUGUGCUUACAGGAAUUAGCUGGAAAACAUCUGAAAAUAUCGGGAGAGUGCUGAAUCUUUACAAAUUUCCACAGGUUACAUAUGGGGCUUUUGAUGAUCUUCUUACUGAUAGAAGUCAGUUUCCAUAUCUGUACCAGGUGGCCCCCAAAGAAUCAUCACUAUUGUGCGGUAUCACCUCAUUGAUGCUUCAUUUCAACUGGACCUGGGUGGGACUGUUCAUCACAGAUGACCACAGAGGUGCUCAGUUUCUGUCAGACUUGAAAAAGGAGCUGGAAAAGAAUAAAGUCUGCUUAGCUUUUGUGUGGACAGUAUCAUUUAUAGGGGAAUCCAUAUAUUAUUUGUCAAGUGAGCUUAGGGUGUAUAUUCUCGAGCCAUCAGCAAAUGUGAUCAUAAUUUAUCCAGACAUUCCUUUGAUAAUAUCUCAGAUAGGAAAUGGGCAUAGUAAGGAUCUACUGAGAAGAGUUUGGAUCAUGAACUCAAAAAGGAUUGGCCUGAAAUUUAUAGAAUAUAAUCUGUUAGAUUCAUCCCAUGGGACUCUCACAUUUUCACCCCAUCAUGGAGAGAUUCUUGGUUUCACAAAUUUUAUGCAGGAAGCUACCCCUAUCAAGUACCCAGAAGACACUGUUCUUCAUGUCUUGUGGAAUUGGUACUUCAACUGCUCACUUUCGCAUUCUGAUUGUAAAAUCGUGGAAAAUUGUAUGCCCAACGCCUCAUUGGAAUUGCUGCCAGGUAAAAUGUUUGAAAUGGUAAUGACUGAAGAAAGUUACAAUGUGUACAAUGCUGUGUAUGCAGUUGCCCACAGUCUCCAUGAGAUGAUUGUCAAUCAAUUCCAAAUUCAACUCCAAGCAAACAAAGAUAGGAACACAUUAUUGCCUUGGCAGCUUCACCCUUUUCUGAAGAACAUUCAAGUGAAAAAUUCUGUUGGUGAUGAUGUGGUCCUGGACUGGAAAAGGAAGAAAGAUCCCGGGUAUGAUAUUACCAGCCUUUGGAAUUUCCCAACAGGUCUUUCACUAUUUGUGAAUGUGGGCACAUUUUCUCCAAGGUCUUCCCAGGGCCAACAACUGUCAUUAUCUGAACAUAUGAUACAAUGGCCCAUAGUAUUUACAGAGCCCCCACAGUCUAUAUGCAGUGAGAGCUGCAUGCCUGGAUUUAGGAAAAUCAUCCCAGAGAGAAAACAUUCCUGUUGCUUUGACUGCAUUCCUUGCCAAGAAAAUGAGAUUUCCAACGAGACAGAUAUGGAUCAAUGUGUGAAAUGUCCAGAAACUUAUUAUGCAAACGCAGAAAAGAGACACUGCCUCAAGAAAACUGUAACAUUUCUGUCCUAUAGCGAUCCCUUGGGGAUGGGACUCACAAUCAUGUCUGUGGGAUUUUCUGCACUCACAGCUCUUGUUAUUUGGGUCUUUGUAAACCACAGAGACACUCCAAUUGUGAAGGCCAAUAACAGAUCUCUCAGUUACAUCCUGCUCAUCACUCUGAAACUCUGUUUCCUCUGUCCAUUGCUCUUCAUUGGCCUUCCAAACACUGCCAUAUGUAUCCUACAGCAGAACUUAUUUAGACUCCUGUUUACAGUGGCUCUAUCUAGUGUGUUGGCCAAAACCAUCACUGUGGUUAUGGCCUUUGAGAUUACUGAUCCAGGAAGAAAGGCAAGCUGGUUGCUGAUAUCACGGCUCCUGAAUUUUAUCAUUCCAAUCUGUACCCUGAUACAAAUGCUUUUUUCUGGUAUAUGGCUGGUCACAGCUCCUCCAUUUGUUGACAUGGAUUCUCAUUCUGAACAUGGACAUAUCAUCAUUCUAUGCAACAAGGGCUCAUCUCUUGCCUUCCAUGGCACUCUGGCCUACUUGGGUGUCUUGGCCUUUAGUAGCUACUUCAUGGCUUUUUUGUCCAGGAAUCUGCCUGACAUAUUUAAUGAGGCCAAGUUCCUGGCUUUCAGCAUGCUGGUGUUUUGUAGUGUCUGGAUCACCUUCCUUCCUGUCUACCACAGCACCACAGGGAAGGCCAUGGUGGUUAUGGAAAUUUUCUCUAUCUUGGCUUCCAAUGCAAGCAUUCUAAGCCUAAUCUUUGCUCCAAAGUGCUAUGUUAUUUUGUUCAAAUCAGAGGAAAACACACUUCAUCAAAUCAGGAAUAAAAGACAUCAAAGGAGCAAAAUUUGCUUAAAAAAUAGUUUACAUGAGUCUUCAAGUAAACUGAAUAUUACUAGUUAUCUAUCACACUAG
Messenger RNA from Apodemus sylvaticus (European woodmouse), 2640 nucleotides. RefSeq names its product vomeronasal type-2 receptor 116-like. Lineage: Eukaryota; Metazoa; Chordata; Mammalia; Rodentia; Muridae. The record is from RefSeq and is a predicted model, not a curated record. The transcript is spliced from 6 exons. The coding region runs from base 1 to 2640 and encodes 879 amino acids. Gene Ontology annotation, molecular function: G protein-coupled receptor activity. Gene Ontology annotation, cellular component: membrane. Gene Ontology annotation, biological process: G protein-coupled receptor signaling pathway.